Molecule: messenger RNA, 2958 nt
Organism: Perca flavescens (yellow perch)
Lineage: Eukaryota; Metazoa; Chordata; Actinopteri; Perciformes; Percidae
Gene: pde1a
Product: phosphodiesterase 1A, calmodulin-dependent
Exons: 16
Coding region: 47-2077 (676 amino acids)
Biological process (GO): signal transduction
Molecular function (GO): 3',5'-cyclic-nucleotide phosphodiesterase activity
Source: RefSeq, a predicted model, not a curated record
GGAGCAAGAGCAGGAAGAGGAAGAUGAGGAAGAGGAGAAACAGGAGAUGCUGAGGGAAGAGGAAGAGGAGAAGGUGCAGCUACCUGCGGGAGAGCAGGAAGAGAAGCUGCCCGAUCAGGACGUGGAACAGGAGGAGGAGGAGCAACCUGAGGAAGAGGAGCAGACUGAGGAGCAGCAGCAGCAGAGUGUGAAGGUGCAGCGCCGGGAACAGAUGGAGGAGUUGCAGCGCACAGAGACGGAGGAGGCGCACAGGUCUCGGGCCAAGCAGACGGAGGAGGCGCAGGACUUUGAGGAGCAGAACCACAACAACCAGGUCCUGAUCCGACUCAGAGGGAUGCAGAAAUACAAAAGUACAUCACAGAGGCUGAAGGGGGUCCUGGAGCAGAUGGACCGGGGUGUGGUGGACCUGCAGGAACUCCGCAGGAACCUGGAGCUCGCUGCUGCCAUGUUGGACAGCGUUUACACCGACGAGACCAAGCGUCUGUUGGACACCGAGGACGAGCUCAGCGACUUGCAGGCGGAGUCCGUGCCCAGCGAAGUACGCGACUGGCUGGCCUGCACCUUCACCAGGAAGAUGGGCGUGGCCAAGCGGCGUCCUGAGGAGAAGCCGCGAUUCAGGAGCAUCGUCCAUGCGGUGCAAGCAGGGAUAUUUGUUGAAAGGAUGUACAGACGGACGUCCAACAUGGCUGGUCUGACCUACCCCCCCACGGCGUUGACAGCUCUGAAGAAAGUGGAUCACUGGUCGUUUGAUGUUUUCUCCUUCCACGAGGCCACCGGAGACCACGCCCUCAAGUUCCUGGUCUACGACCUGCUGACCCGCUAUGACCUCAUCAACAGGUUCAGGAUCCCGGUGCAGGCUCUGGUGCCGUUUGUUGAAGCCCUGGAGAACGGCUACAGCAAACACAGGAACCCCUACCACAACCUGAUCCACGCCGCCGACGUCACUCAGACCGCCCACUUCCUGAUGCUGCACACUGGACUCAUGCACUGGCUCAGCGAGCUGGAGAUUCUCGCCAUGGUUUUUGCUGCAGCCAUUCACGACUUUGAGCACACAGGAACCACGAACAACUUCCACAUCCACACCAGGUCGGAGGUGACCAUUCUGUACAACGACCGUUCGGUGCUGGAGAACCAUCACGUCAGCGCCGCCUACCGGCUGAUGGCUGAGGACGAUAUGAACAUCUUUGUCAACCUGAACAAGGACGACUGGAGGGAGCUGAGGGCUCUGGUGAUAGAGAUGGUGAUGUCCACGGACAUGUCCUGUCACUUCCAGCAGAUCAAGACCAUGAGGAACGCCCUGACGCAGACUCUCAGUCUGGACAAAGUGAAGGUUUUGUCUCUGUUGCUUCACGCUGCAGACAUCAGUCAUCCGGCCAAAGCCUGGCCCCUGCACUACCGCUGGACUCACAGCCUCAUGGAGGAGUUCUUCCAACAGGGAGAUAAGGAGGUGGAACUGGGCCUCCCUUUCUCUCCUCUCUGUGACCGCAAAGCCACCAUGAUCGCCCAAUCACAGAUAGGUUUCAUCGACUUCAUCGUGGAGCCAACUUUCAGCGUUCUGAUCGACACAACGGAGAAACUGAUUGGUCCGCUGAUAGAAGAGGACAGGAAGGCCAGAGAGUCUGGAAACAGGAAGUCCAGUCUAACAGGAAGCGGUUCCGUUACCGUGGAGUCGGUGCAGAGACACAGUAGCGGGCGCUAUGGUAACAGCGAUGAAGGACAGAUGGACUUUUCCCUGACGGCCAUCGACCAGCCGGCUCUGAAGCUGCACCUGUCUGGCGUCAUCGGCAGCAACAAGGACAGAUGGAAAGAGCUGUCCGUGCACGAGCUGGCCAAUAAGGAGCAAGAAGAACAAGAGAAGGUGGAGUCUGUCAACUCAGACAUCCAAUCGCAUGCCUCGCCCAGUCACAGUGCCCCUGAUGGACACACCACUGACCAAUCACAGAACUCAGAGGGCUCCCCUCCUGAUGAAACACACAACGACAAGUCACCUGUCCACCUGAACUGGAACGGGUCGGGGCAAGCGGCGGAGAAGGCGGAGGACAAUGAUGAUGAUGACGAAGUGCCUGAAAAAGCCUGAUGACGCUCCACGGCGAACUUACCACCGUGUCUGACUGUGGCAGAUCACCGUGGCGACAGGAGGUGGAACGGUGCAGUGACAACGACACGGUUCAGACCCUGCUGUUCAAACGCAGCUGCUGACUCGACGGCAUCUCAAGUGGCCGCCAAAAAAGAAAAAAAGGCCACUCGACGUUACGUUCACAACUGACCACAAACAUACCAGAUUCAAAGUGACGACAUUCAUCAGACCAACAGCUUCUUAGCAGCUUCGCAGCCCGUUCGCUGUGGUGAAAGUGUUUCAUGAUUUCAUUUGAGCAUGGGCGUCAGAACCAUUGUGUGUGGGUGGGACAAGACCCGCCCACUUUUUGGGACCAAUGAUAUCACACCCACUCACUUUUCAGCGCAUCUGGCUUUUACCUUUCAGAGCGCCGUCAGUCAAAUCCAUUCCACCUGAGGAAUGCCCAAAAUAUAUUAAAGUCAUAACGACAGUAAGUCGCGUGGCUAUGACACAAUCGUUAGUCUAUUUUUACAAAAAACGUCUGCUACGCGGCCAUAACGUGAGAUAUAAGGUAAUGGAGCCUUUUAUACAUUUACAUGUUUCUUUAGAAAUAAACAAUGGACAAAUAGAGUCUUUAAACGCUUCAGAUGUAAAGUUAUUCGCUGUCAAAUUGACGCUAAAAUGAAUGGGAGUCAAUGGGAUGCUAACGGGAGGGUGAUGGCUUGUUAGCCUAGAAUCUCUCCCAUUGGAGGUAUGCUUUCCUUGGUCCAUAUAAAUUAUGGUGAGUUUUCACUACUCACAGCAAGGUCAAAGCAUCUUAUCGUGUCUGCUGCUCAGGUAAAUCUGGCUGCGUGCUCACAUACUGUCACUUAACAAGCUGGUAUUAAAGUGGAUUGUCAUCA